GUUGGAGAGAUAAAUGUUUCCGCUUGCGUAUGCACGCGACGCGUCGAUAAAACGGCGGCGGCCGCACUCUUCGUCAACAGCGGUGUCGCCUCUCACUCGAGAACGCUCAAGCCGGCACGCCCAGUGUCUUCGUCCUCGGAGGCACGCCAUGUUGCCGUCAAUGUGUUCUCAACUCAUCCUGGCAAGUGCCCUGUUUGCGGUGCUGACCUCUCAUAUAAUCGCCGCUCAAGUAGAGGAUUUGCCGCCAUUUGAAGAGCUGAAGGGUUGCUCAACUUAUGAAAUAUUUUCCUGCUACCAACAAUACACAAGGCUCCUAAGCUGGGUGACACUUGUGGAGAACAGUGAAGGCCGAUCCGUUGCUGAAGCUUACAGGAAAGCGUGCAGUGACUUCACAGAGACCUCCAACUGCUACGCCGGCUUGACUCGUUGUUCAGAAAACUUGAGGGCAAACUUCACCCGCAGAGAGAAUGGUUACCGAGCGUUGCGUGCCCUGGUGUGCGACACGUCGACAUUGCAAGGUUACGUCAUGACUAGAAACUGCACAAACGUCGAGGAGUUCAAGGCAUGCGCUGAUGAAUACAAGGAACUCUUUAAUGCAACAUAUGAUGACCCUUAUUCUCCCGAAUUACCAUGUAGUAUAAACAGAAUGGAAAAGGCCUGCUACGAGAAAGGCCUCAACUCACCUUGUGCUGUGUCCCUGGAACGGAGGAAGCAGAUUUGCAUAAGGAUUCUGGACAUGUUCGCCGAGCUCUAUGAUUGCCGAGCAUCUGGACAUUCUACCGUGGCUCCCCUGCCGUGGUUCUUUGCGCUAGUGACAGUGCCUGCAACUCUGUACGGUAGAGUGCAAGUUGGAUAGCUCGCAAAGUUGGAAAAACAAAAACGUAAUCACAAAGAGUAAUAUAGAUGGCAGUGCGUAUUUUCACAAAUCCUGAAUAAGUUAUAAGUUGGGAAAAUAUAUAAAAAAAUAAAUGCGCGAGUUUUAUUUCUGUGCAA
Dermacentor andersoni is the source of this 993-nucleotide messenger RNA. RefSeq lists its product as uncharacterized. NCBI's taxonomy places the organism in Eukaryota, Metazoa, Arthropoda, Arachnida, Ixodida, Ixodidae. The record is from RefSeq and is a predicted model, not a curated record.